Caenorhabditis bovis is the source of this 732-nucleotide messenger RNA. NCBI's taxonomy places the organism in Eukaryota, Metazoa, Nematoda, Chromadorea, Rhabditida, Rhabditidae. The record is from the annotation of a GenBank genome assembly.
AUGAAAUACCUUGAAAACUCGACGCUCGAAACGGUGGCAUCUUCGAUUAGCUCUGGCGCGAUGGACUGCUACAUCGAUUUCAAAAUUGAGUCUUACUCGCGUAAAAUGGUGUCAAGCGACAAAAAGCAAUGGAAAACCCACGAUAAGAAUGGGCCAUGGACUGAAAGACAGCCGCUUUCACCACCGGACGAUUUUACAGGUCUUAGCGCCUCGCCCGUGGCAACCAUUGGCCACGCAGCUCGUCUACGACACCUCUCCGAAAGAAGUUGCUCAGGAUCCGACAACGACUUCGAAGAGAUAAAUUUGGUUGACUCGGUAUCUCGGAAAACGCUUUACGACAUGGUUCAACUUUUGAAUUCAGCAUUUCCUGAUUACGACUUUACCGAUGUCAAAAGUGAAGCGUUUUCAUUAAUUAAUUACGAGGAUGUGUGCGACAUUGUAGACGCGAAAUUGGCAACAUGUGUACAUAAUUACAAAUCAAGAAAGGACGAAUUAUGGGGUGUUGUUGAAGAUACGAUAAAUCCAAACGAAUGCAGAAUUUACAGCUUCAAAUCGCAAUUCGCCGACGACCCAUUCAACGAGGAUGGAUGCAUCUGGAGUCUUGCAUUCAUUUUCUACAACAAACCGCUCAAACGUUUUUUGUUGCUCACUUGUCGCUGUCUCUCGAAAUUGACCGACAUCGAUUCUUUCGAUCAAUUGUGGGAUAUCGAUGAAAUGAACGAAAAUCAGUAG